This is a messenger RNA of Oncorhynchus nerka (sockeye salmon), 2417 nucleotides long. Its product is annotated as tumor necrosis factor ligand superfamily member 12-like. Gene Ontology annotation, molecular function: tumor necrosis factor receptor binding; receptor ligand activity. The coding region runs from base 414 to 1175 and encodes 253 amino acids. The transcript has 6 exons. The record is from RefSeq and is a predicted model, not a curated record. Gene Ontology annotation, cellular component: membrane. Lineage: Eukaryota; Metazoa; Chordata; Actinopteri; Salmoniformes; Salmonidae. Gene Ontology annotation, biological process: immune response.
CAAAGGCGGUGGGAAGACAAGGAAGUUGACUCAACGAAUCAAGUGGCAGAAGGAUGCAAUCAUAGUGGAUGUAGUCGACAACUUUAUUUGCACCACUUUCUGCAAAUUUCUCAACAUUGCGCAUUUGGCUACGACCUGCAAGGCAGACAGUCCAAGAUAUUUCGUCUGUUUAAAUUAGUUGAUUAAAGCAACAGUAUUGUCUAUUUAGUUGCUGUUUUGAAACCUAUGCAAUUAUUUCAUAUUUCACAUGAUUUCCACUUUUAUCAAUAGGGCUAUUGAGCUCUCAUUUGUACUGCGGCCGGUAGCACUUGCACGCCUUGCCAAAAUAAUGUGAGCAUUUGGAUUGUAUUUCACAAAAAAAGGGAAACGUGUCGCUGUAAUGAAGUUAAUAUGAACAUUUCGAAUAGUCUGCAAUGGUAACCGGGGAAUGUGGAACAACCAUGCAUCGAAUUCUGCGGAGGAGAAAAGUGCGCAAACUUCGCUUCGUCUGGGCAUUCAUGGCCAUGGUGGCUCUGUCGCUCUCCGCCUGCAGCGCACUGUUUACGGCGUGGACCUGGAGACAGACGCGGGACCUGUCCCAGUCAUUAAAAACUCUGCAAGACCGAUUGGAGCAGGUGAAUACUCAGCGGAAGGCCAUUGUCCAACUCAUCAUGGAGAAGAGAGAUUUGCUGGUGGGCCAAAGGGUGAAGAGAGAUGGGGGAACUGGGAAAGGGAAGAAUGGACAUGGAAAGAAAGUGGCUUCUCAGUUUGAGAUAACCAAAGAGUCUGUUCAGAAAGUGGGAGAGGACGGCUUGAUAAAAGGAUGGACGGACUCCGAGCACUUGAAUAUGAGCAAGGCAGUGAAGUACAAUGCAGACAGAGGCAUCUUCACAGUUGAAAGAACGGGAGUCUACUUCCUGUACUGUCAGGUGUUGUUCAAUGAGAACCAGUCUCAGCUGGUGAAGCUGGACGUGGCGGUGGUGAGGGGGAGCCAGCGGCUUCAGAGGUUACAGUGCAUGGAGGGCUACGGGACCACGCCUGCAGCCGGAUCACACCAGUUCCACUUCCUCAAACCCUGCCAGGUGUCCGGCCUGCUGCGGCUGGAGAAGGGGGUGGAGCUAAAAGCCAUCACAGGCCCCGCUUUCAACCUCCACAUCACGGGAAAGCAUUACUUCGGUCUCUUUAAGGUCAACUGAGCUACCGGAGAGGAUGGGCAUUUUAAAAGGAAGGAGGAGAAACCUGUUUUAAAGGAAGUGUUUUGUCUUAUUCCGACCUGUAUUGAAGAGACACACCAAUGUGAUAUUUCCGGAUUCGUUUUUAUUGUGAAAUCUGGACCAACGAUCUGAAUCGUUGGAAUAACUAUGAAUCAUGUUACCUAUAGACACUCUGUAUGAUACCUUUUCAAAGACAGAAACUACAAGGAAGACUUAAAGUGAAACUAUAUUAUGCACUUCUGGACUCUCCAAGAGUUUCUACCCCUGCUUCUUUGAAGAUUUAAAACUAAUGGAAUAUUCUCUGAUGGAGCUCUUUUGGAGCACAACACAUCCACCUGACUCUUCUUUCACCGUGACUUGGCCUGAAGACUGCGGGGUGCACCUCUCUGAGGAGCUCCGCUGGUGGACUACUGAAUGAGAAGGAUUUUGGAUAAUGAGCUCUACAACUCUUGUCUCUUUUCCAUUGUAAUCCUAGCUUAGGUUAUUUCAGUAGCUUGGAGAUAAUAUAAGAAGCCCGAGUAUUCACAAUACUUGUUCUCAUUCCAAAGCGCUCUUACGUGCCAUUUGCAGCAGUAUGUUUUGAAUACAGACAGUACAAACAAAGUAUUUCUAUCAGGUGGUUUGGUUUAAUGUUUCACCACUCCUACUCUGGUUUAUAAGUAGUAUGUGGGGGACCACAUUGGUUUCCACUCAGCAAUUUCCACACGUGCACGCACGCACGCAUGCACACACACACACACAGCAAAAGUCAAGUUAUUAUGGUUUCCAGCUCUAAACGUCAUUUCUCAUCAUUAGAUCAAAAGUGUCAAAUGUGGUUUUGUAAUGUAUACAUAGUUCCUGUUUGAUUUCCUAAUCCUUCUCUGCUUCCCUUUUGUGUUUACCCACUUUGCACUACCCCUCACACACACACACACACACACACAGCUCUUCAACUCUCACUUCCUGAUUCCGAUCUUGAACCAAAUAGCUGAAAGCGUUUGAUGAAAAACAUGUCGGGCACUUCCCUCCCCAAUUCCUUUUAUUUCAAAUGUCAAAGUGUAUUGCCACUUUAAAAAGCCUUAUUUUGCACAAUGAGGCCUUUCGCUGAGAAGUCUAACAAGUAGGGCAAGGUUGAAGAACCAGUGAGGGGAUAUUGUGUAUAUACAUGUUUGUGAAAUGAUGUCUGCAACGCUGGUUGCUGUUCUAAACUCACUUCCUAUAAAAAUGUUAACCUUUAAAACCUUU